Messenger RNA from Cryptomeria japonica (Japanese cedar), 837 nucleotides. Its product is annotated as pentatricopeptide repeat-containing protein At2g03880, mitochondrial. The record is from RefSeq and is a predicted model, not a curated record. Gene Ontology annotation, molecular function: protein binding; RNA binding. Gene Ontology annotation, biological process: RNA modification. Bases 1 to 837 code for a protein of 278 amino acids. The transcript has a single exon. Lineage: Eukaryota; Viridiplantae; Streptophyta; Pinopsida; Cupressales; Cupressaceae.
AUGCCUCAGAGAGAUGUCAUCUCAUGGACUGCCAUGAUUGGAGGAUAUGUUCAAAAUGGGUUUGUUGAAAAGGCUUUACAAACUUUCAAGCAAAUGCGAUUUGCAGGUGUAAAGCCAGACUUCUUAACCUUUCCUAGUAUGUUUGACAACCUACCUCAAACAGAUGUGAUCGCAUGGACUGCGAUGUUUUCAGGAUAUGCAGAAAAUGGAUUUUACAAAGAUGCGCUCAAAUUCUUUGAAUCAAUGAAACACUCUGGAACACUUCCUAACGCUGUGAGCUUUGCCUCUGUUUUAUUAAUUUGCAGCAAUGCAGGUUUAGUCGAUGAGGGCCUUACAUACUUCAACCACAUGAAUAACCAUUACGGCAUUACACCUACAGUUAAUCAUUAUGUGUGCAUGGUCGACCUUAUUCCCCGUGCUGGCUAUCUCGAAGAAACCCUAAAUUUUAUCAUUAAGAUGCCAGUUAAACCUGUGGUGCUUGUGUGGACGUGUUUUCUAGGUGCCUGUAGAUCACAUAUGAAUAUAGGCUUAGGAGUAUAUACAGCGACUCUGCUUUUCGAUCUGGAUCCUAAAAAAUCUCUGCCUUCUGUUCUUCUCUCUAAGAUCUACGCAGAAGUGGGCUGGUGGGAUGAGUGUCAAAUGGUGAGGAGAUUGAUGAAAGAUAGAGGAAUUAAAAAGAUCCCUGGAUGUAGUUGGAUUGAAGCCCAUAAAACUAUACAUACUUUUUUCGCAGGAGACAGAGUACAUCCAGACACAUUAAAUUUAUGCAAAGUUGGAGAAACUGGUUCUGGAGAUGAAGGCAGCAGGAUAUUUUCCAGAUUUAAGACAGUCACUUGA